UCGCUUCCCGUGUUGCAGGGACCUUCCCACUUUCUUCACUAAUAAGAGUUUCGAAGACAUGGAUGGUGGAUACGUUCUUCCGCCUAUUAAAUACCCCAAUGGUAAUUGGUACCUUAAGAUGGGCCACAACCGCCGACAUGAGGACGACCUGAAUCCAAAUGAGGUGACGGAGUGGUACAUACACCGAAGGGGGAACAGGGAGUGUAUAGAGAAGUUAGGGAGAUUCAUGCAACAUCUUAUGCCGGACGUGAAAAGCCAAGGGCUCUCUGGCGACGGCUGCCUCACCUCCCACACGCCCAACCAAGAACCCUACAUCGACGUAAUCGCAGACGGCUUCGGGGUGGCCCUUGGAGGCAACCGGUGGGCGGCGAAGUCCAGCGACGAGAUCGGACGUCUGGCAGCUCGGCUCGUGGUCCUCGGCGAGUGGCGCUCCGAGAUUCCGAAAGAGCGCGUUCGAGUCUUAUGGAAAGCUCGGUCGCAUUUGUGAUUUUGGAGAAAGUUUUGUUUGUAAUGGAUGGGUGGAUAGAUGGAUAAACGAUUGACGAGGGAUGGAUAGAUAAGUGAGUGGAUGGAUGAAUGUGUAUAUAUGAGGUGUGGUCGAAAAUUAGCCAACCUUUGGCUAUAGAAUUUAAAAUGUUACAUGAUGAAAUAAGUUUAUCAUAGAGGUAUACUAUCCCUUAGUCCUCAACAUACAUAAACAAAGGGUCUUAACAAUAUAUCUAACUUAUCUUGAAAGUCCUAUUUUGAGAGCAUCCUGUGUUGCUUCGAUGUGUUUCCCAUGUAUUGCAAGAAUAUUUCAGAAGGUCAAACAACAUCAGUAAAGAAGUAUUA
This is a messenger RNA of Penaeus indicus, 831 nucleotides long. RefSeq lists its product as uncharacterized. NCBI's taxonomy places the organism in Eukaryota, Metazoa, Arthropoda, Malacostraca, Decapoda, Penaeidae. Gene Ontology annotation, molecular function: flavin adenine dinucleotide binding; sarcosine oxidase activity. The transcript has 3 exons. The record is from RefSeq and is a predicted model, not a curated record. The coding region runs from base 59 to 487 and encodes 142 amino acids.